Phytophthora infestans T30-4 is the source of this 597-nucleotide messenger RNA. RefSeq lists its product as uncharacterized. NCBI's taxonomy places the organism in Eukaryota, Oomycota, Peronosporomycetes, Peronosporales, Peronosporaceae. The transcript has a single exon. Bases 1 to 597 code for a protein of 198 amino acids. The record is from RefSeq and is a predicted model, not a curated record.
AUGCUGUGUCGUACAGAUCUGCUGGUCUCUUGCUCGAUUCACGAGGUGCACGAAAAGGUCACCGGCUGCAAGAUCACGGAGAGAAUGUUUGCAGAUGGCCACGGCCCCUGGGGAAUCGCUGAACACUCAACUGUUCACGUGGAUGCGACAUUACGUCCACUGGCGGACCACGAGGUGAAAAAUGCUAUCACAGUGCGGAGACUCAGCGACUAUUUCGACUUUGGCGUCGUGUUGGCCGCCUAUUCACCGGACGCAGCAAUUGCAGUGGGCUUUGACGAUCACACAGCCUGCAGCUGGAAUUUCUCCAACUCCAGCAAUGUGGACGGCGAACUUCAGGGAGAAUUUUACUUGAUGGAGAGAGAUCAGACGCUACAGGUGAAUAUGAUGUUCUACCCAAAGGAAGGGGGACUACAAACGGCGUUGCUGGUGCCCUGUUGGAAGCAGAAGAGCGCAGCGUUCGGAUAUCCUGUGAGUGCAGACGAGUUCGUGGCGUAUCCGAUGGUUGAUCCGCUGCUGCAUAUGGACGCGGAGUUUGCUUUCCGAAAUCCGUACGGGUUUCUGCCGGGAUUGCUGUACGGGUUGCUCCCAUUCAAGUGA